This is a messenger RNA of Trichoderma virens Gv29-8, 1644 nucleotides long. RefSeq lists its product as uncharacterized. NCBI's taxonomy places the organism in Eukaryota, Fungi, Ascomycota, Sordariomycetes, Hypocreales, Hypocreaceae. The transcript is spliced from 2 exons. The record is from RefSeq and is a predicted model, not a curated record. Bases 1 to 1644 code for a protein of 547 amino acids.
AUGGCUGGCGUUGCCGCCGCCAAGGACAGCCGAACCUUUGCUGUUCUGCGAUUCACCAACAAGGGCUUGGUCACCACUCGUGCUGAUCCCAUUGUCAACCCUGGUGUUCCCUCUGGACACGUCCACAACGUUCUGGGAGGCAGCGGCUUCAGCUUCAGCUCCACCGGUGAGGAGCUCCUCAAGUCCAACUGCAGUACCGCUCUCGUCAAGGGUGACUACUCCAACUACUGGUACCCUACCCUCUACUUCCACGACCCCAAGACGGGCAACCUCGAGUACGUUGACGUCUACUACACCAACGUCUACUACUUUUUCGAGGCCACCAACGACCAGAUCAAGGCUUUCCCCACUGGUCUCCAGAUGCUGGCUGGUAACUCCAUGUCCCGCACUGUUCCCGCUGCCGGCGGUGGUGACCAGCUCGACCCUUCCAAGGGCCCCAUUGGCAACGUCCAGUUCACUUGCCCUCGUACCAGCUACAACCCUCCUUCAUACCCCGUCGGCUCUGACGGCUCCAAGGCUGGUAUGGUCGACCCCAACAACCAGGGCGCUGGUGUUGGUUUCCCCGAUGUUACUUGCGAUGGCAUGUACUCUCCUCUCCGUCUGGACAUCCACUUCCCCUCUUGCUACAACCCCAAAGCUGGCCUCACCAACUACAAGGAGAACACUGCCUUCCCCACCGAUGCUGGCAACGGCAAGCAGGACUGCCCCCCUGGCUGGAUUCACACCCCUCACAUCUUCUUCGAGGUCUACUAUGACACUCAGCCCUACAAGGGCCGCUGGACCGAGAACCAGGGAACUCAGCCCUUCGUCUUCUCCACUGGUGAUGUUACUGGUUACUCUGGCCACGCUGACUUCAUGGCUGCUUGGGACGAGGAGCUUCUCCAGCACAUCAUCGACACUUGCGAUGCUGGUGACGCUGGUAUGGACCAGUGCCCCGGUCUCUUCUACGGUCUGAACAAGGGUGACUGCACCAUCCCUCCUCUGGUCAACGAGCAGGUUAUGGGCACUCUCACCAAGCUCCCUGGUAACAACCCUCUCAGCGGCUUCCAGUACGGCGCUGCCCCUGCUAUGCCCGCUGCUUCCAGCUCUUCUGCUCCCGCCGCCUCCAGCAAGCCUGCUGCCCCUGCCUCCAGCAAGCCUGCUUCUUCUCCUUCCAGCAAGCCUGCUGCUCCCGCCUCCAGCAAGCCCGCUUCCGGCGCCAAUGUCCACACCGUUACUGAGACCAUUACAGUCACCGCUGGCACUCCUGCCGCCUCUUCUGCUCCUACCAAGGGCAACUCUGCUGCUACCGUCGGUGGAUACACCUACGCUGGUUGCUACCAGGACAACAUCGGCCGUGUUCUCACCGGUGAUAUCCUGCCUAACCUUGGCCCCAUGAGCAACGACAAGUGCGUUGCCAACUGUGUCAAGAAGGGAUUCUCCAUCGCUGCUACUGAGUACGGUGGUCAGUGCUACUGCGGCAACGAGCUCGUUGGCUCUGCCAAGCUCGCCGAGUCCCAGUGCAGCAUGGCCUGCGAGGGUGAUUCCAAGGAGGUCUGCGGUGGAAGCUGGGCCAUCAGCGUCUACAGCAAGACUGGCUCUGUCACCCUCAAGGCCGCCAAGCGCUCUGAGCACGUCCACCGCCACCGCAGCCUCCGCAAGUAA